AUGGCUCGCUUCUCGCUUCUCUGCACACUACUUGCCGCCGCCGCCGCUCCAGCCGUCAUGGCUUCGCCUCUCGACGGUCAGGUCGCCAUGAGCCCACAAGGCGACGUUCGCAUCUCCGAGAGCUGGUCAUACUCGGAUUGCGGCUCCCCUUCCGACGCUGUUCAGAUCGAAUCUAUCGUAGUCUCGCCAGACCCGCCCAAGCCGGGAGAAGACAUGACGGUCACCGUCAAGGGUACGGCCGUGGAGACCAUUAAGGAGGGCGCGUAUGCAGAUGUGACUGUGAAACUCGGGUUGAUCAAACUGCUCCAGAAGGAGUUUGAUAUCUGUGAGGAGGCACGCAAUGCCAACGCGUCCAUCACUUGCCCUGUCGAGGAGGGUUACUACACGGUUGUGCAGACCGUGACCCUUCCGAAGGAAAUCCCUCAGGCCAAGUUCACUGUCGCCGUCAAGGGGUACACCGUCGAUGACGAUGACCUCUUCUGCCUGAACCUCAAGGUCGACUUCAUGAAGAGGUUCCUCAGUGGGCUAUGGUGA
This is a messenger RNA of Peniophora sp. CBMAI 1063, 534 nucleotides long. The record is from the annotation of a GenBank genome assembly. Lineage: Eukaryota; Fungi; Basidiomycota; Agaricomycetes; Russulales; Peniophoraceae.